AUGACCCUUUUCACAGUGCUUACACUUUAUGUAUCUGUUGUCGGUGCACAGUAUAUGGGCUACGGUAUGUACGGAAUGACAGGGUAUCCAUACAACAUGAUGAUGGGCCAGUAUGGAAUGAAUCCAUUUGGCGGAGGAAUGACAGGAAUGUAUGGCGGUGGAUAUCCCUUUGGUAUGAUGGGAUACGAUGAUCCCACAGGCGUUAAUCCGUAUGCCAUGGGAAUGGGAUAUGGAGGAUAUGGAAUGUAUGGGAUGAAUGGUCUGGCCGGUAUGGCAGGCAUGAAUGGAGUGAACGGAUUGAACGGAAUGAACACCAUGAAUGGAAUGAAUGGAAUGAGUAACACGAAUGGAGCUGGAACGAUCAACAACGGUAACACGAGGUCGAGGACUUCAGGUUCAAGAACACGAUACGGCAACAAUCAGGGAUGUGGUGGAGGUGGUGGAUGUAAUACAGGUGGAAACGUGGACUUCCCCAUUCCGACCACUUUCGCCCCAUUCAACGGUGGUGGUAUGGAUGAAGUGAUAGCUCGGGAUAGAGCCGCCUUCAUUCGACAACUAGAAACAAGCAAUCCUGAGACCAAGGAUAUACCGAUCGACAACGACGGUCGCACUGCAAUUCUGAUGGCACACGCACCGUCACUGGAUCACCUUCUGAAGUCUUGGCGAAAGAGGAUCGAGAAUGAAAGACGUGAUCUGAAGGAGAAAAGGCGACAACAAAAAGCUGAAAGACGUGAGGCUCGCCAUCAAAGGAGAUCAGGGUGCCAGAAGCGUAGAAAUCGUAGCCUGAAAGGACCGAAAGGAAAACGUUGCAAAAGUGGAAAUGCUAUUGAAACUCAGAAUCCGCCUAUGCAACAAGAUUACAUCGAUGUGGACGUCGAGAUGGGCGUAGUGAAGGAAGAGGAUCCGUACACUGAUCAAGAUUAUGGCUUACCUUAUCCAAGAUAUGACAAAUUUGUAGGAGAUUUCGGCACUUUGGACGACUCUAUGCAACAAUAUGAUCCUAACAAUUACGAUUGGGGACCACCACUGUUCUAUGAAUUGGAUUCAUAUUCUGAGGACGGUGAGGGAGUGCUUGAUUUUGGAAACUCUGAUGAUGAAGGACCCAUCGUCGCAGGGGAAGAUUGGACGCGAACUCCAGCACGAGUGAUUAAAACGGAGCCUCUUUCUCCAAUGUCAUCGCCUCUUAAACGAGUACCCAUACAGAAGACGCCUCAGUCAACGCCAACCGCUCCCCUACAUCUAUUCAAACAGGAAUCACCUUCUCCUGUGCCGUCCAAUCCUGAGCCGGUGUUCAUACAGAAGCCGCCAUCAUCUUCUGCUGGGCGUGUAAUCAAACAGGAGCCGUCUUCUCCAGUACAGACUGCACCAGAACACUUGUUCAAGCAGUGAAGAGAACAAAUUUAAAAGAGGGUCGCAACCACUCGAUGUCAACAUUUGUGGAAAAGGAUGACUUGGAUGCUAUGUUGGAGAUGGAGCAGCAGCUUGCUUCAAUUCAUGGAGUAACGUCGGAUCAAAAUAACAUUAGUCACGACGACGUAA
Haemonchus placei is the source of this 1539-nucleotide messenger RNA. Lineage: Eukaryota; Metazoa; Nematoda; Chromadorea; Rhabditida; Trichostrongylidae. The record is from the annotation of a GenBank genome assembly.